This is a messenger RNA of Closterium sp. Naga37s-1, 3402 nucleotides long. The record is from the annotation of a GenBank genome assembly. NCBI's taxonomy places the organism in Eukaryota, Viridiplantae, Streptophyta, Zygnematophyceae, Desmidiales, Closteriaceae.
AUGUCGAUAGAGGAUAUUGCGCUGCCAGCGAGCGCGCUUCGCGGCUCGGAAGAGCAGGCGAACGCGAUGCGGCGACAGCUGGAGCGACAGGCUAACGCGUAUCGGCUCAGUUCGGCGAGUAACAGUUUGUCCUCGAUAGAAGGCGCAGGCCGGCCUGAUAACGGGGCGGCAGGGAGUUCAGCAGAGGUGGUUAGCAGCGCACCCCCGGGUUCACUGGCGACCGUUGAUUCUAACGACGCAAGUACACCAUCAACGGCGGAGAGGGGCGGAGCGGCGGAACAAGCGGAACCAUCGGCGGAGCCGGCGCAGCCAUUGGCGGAACCGGCGCAGCCAUCAGCGGAAUCGGCGGAGCAGUCCGCGGACGGCCGAGUGCCCUCCUGCGCCAAGGAAAGCGGGGGAAGAGAGGGUAACGAAGGUUCUUGUAACGAAUCUACGCCGUCAGGCUCCGCGGAAUUGGCCCCCCCGGAGUUGGGCUCUGCGCCGUCGGACUCAGCGGAGCUUGCUUCCGCCGCUUCCGCGGACACCGCGGAGGGCGACCCCAGCGCCCCCAGCGCCUCUAGCGCGGAGGCCGUUGCUAGCGCCGAGGAAGGACAUAAAGCGGAAAACGUUCCUUCUAACGAGGAUGCUUCUAGCGCGGAUGACGUGUCAUCCGUGAGUAGCGACCAGCCCGAGCCGCCGGAGGAGUUCAUUUGCCCGCUGUCCCUCGAUAUAAUGUUCGACCCCGUUAUAGUGGAAUCGGGACAGACGUACGAGCGUGCUUUUAUCGAGCGCUGGGUCGCGGACGGCCACAAGACGUGCCCUAAAACGCGCCAGCCGCUCCCGUCGGGCGCGAUUAUACCGAAUCAGAUCCUCCGCGCGCUGAUCAGCGAUUGGUGCAAGCGAAACCGCGUCGCGCCGCCGAAUCCGAUUUCCGCGGAUGAUGUUGCGCUCGCGUUCUCCGCUGGCGGCGCGAAGGGCGCGGAAGCGGGCGCGGGGGGGCUGGCGGCGCAGCGCAGGCGGGAGUAUGCGGCGGCGGCGGUGCGCGCGGCGGCGGUGGCGGUGGAGUCGGAACGCAGGCAGCGCGCGCUGAUGGAACAGGUGAUGGCGGACCGCGCGGCGGCGGCGGCGAGGGCGGAUGGGCGGGCGGGGGACCGCGCGGGGGCGGACGAGCUCGCAACGCGUCAGGCGCGCAUUCAGCAAAUGCGCGCGGCGGCCGCGGGGCAGGGGCAGGGGCGCGGAGUGGGGAACGCGGGCGCGGACGCCCGCGGAACUGCACCAGGGGCGGCUGCGGGGACGGGAAGGGGAGGCGGAGAGGAGAGGGGGGGGCAAGCAGGCGCGGGGGGAGACAUGAGGGGAAUGGCGGAGAGAACUGCUAGGGUUUCCGCUGGUGCUUCUGCUGGUGCCCCUGCUCCUGCCGAGCCUCCCUCCAGAACUGCCGCAGCUCGCGUGGCGGCUCGGACGGCGGCUCGCGACGAAGCUGAGGAUAGGUACGGGAACGGGAUCCCGGACCACCUGCUAGCAGGCUUGGGAGGAGGCUCGGGAGGAGCCCCCUCCUACGCCUCCUCCUCCCACGCCCCCGCCUCCUCCUCCUCCCUUACCCCCUCCGAACCCCCAGAGGAAUUCCAAAUGCUAGAUGUGGACAAUCUAGUCAACCACAUGCGCACCGGGCCGCCCGAGGAAAAAGCCGCGGCCGCCGCCCUGCUCCGGGUCAUGACCCGGCACGGGUUCGCGUGCGGGCGGCGGGUUUUGGAAGCGGGCGGCGUGGCUCCCCUCGUCGACCUCCUCUGGUCCGACGACGAGCCCACCGCCGAGCACGCGACCACCUCUCUCUUCAACCUUGCUCUAGAAGCCUCGGCUAGGAUGCGUAUCGUGGUAACCACCGGGAGUAGAGUGGUAGAGGGGCUAGUUCACGUGCUUUCCGCCGGUGCUCCCGCCGCGAGAGCCAACGCAGCAGCGGCUCUCUUUCUCCUGUCCCGCGACACCGGCGCCAACAGCAGCAUCAACAGCGGGGCGCGAGCAGCAGCUGAGGCGAACUCGUUCCGGGAAGCAGUGGUAACCGCAGGCGCGUUACAGCCGUUACUAGACCUGCUCCUGGACGGCCCCACCCGGGCCAAAAAAGACGCCGCGAACCUCCUGGUUUCCCUCUGCAUGGCCCGGCCGAACCGGUCGAGCGUGGCUAAAGCCGGUGCAGUGCGGUGCUUGUGCCAGUUGCUGAGCGAAGGGGUGGAGGUGGUAGAGGAGCAAGCAGCAGCGGUGUUUGCGGCUCUUGUGAGGGAUCCCGAGGGGAGAGAGGUGUUGGUGGAAGAAGGGGCGGUGCCGGCUUUGGCUGAGUUGGUGGAGGGGGGUACGCAGGGACGGGCGAGGGAAUAUGCGGUGGGGACGCUGCUGGGACUGGGCGCAAGCAGCAAGGAGUGGCUGGUGGCAAUUGAUGAGGAGGGGAUUUCGGCAUCAGUGGACGUUCUCACACGUGUGGGAACCGGCAAAACCCAAGCCAAGGGCCGGGCGAGGGAGUAUGCGGUGGGGACGCUGCUGGGGCUGGGGGCGAGCAGCAGGGAGUGGCUUGUUGUAAUCGAUGAGGAGGGGAUAUCUGCCUCAGUGGACGUUCUGAUACGCACUGAGAGGGUGAGGGAUCCGGAGGGGAGAGAGGUGUUGGUGGAGGAAGGGGCGGUGCCGGCUUUGGCUGAGUUGGUGGACGGGGGUACGCAGGGCAGGGCGAGGGAGUAUGCGGUGGGCACGCUGCUGGGACUGGGCGCAAGCAGCAAGGAGUGGCUGGUUGCAAUUGAUGAGGAGGGGAUAUCUGCUUCGGUCGAUGUGCUGACACGAGUUGGCACAGGGAAAACGCAAGCCAAGGUGAGUCGUGUCAAGGCGAGGGAAUGGGAGACGCAGGUAGCAAGGCUUGCAUCGCAUGGAGCGAGGGAGUAUGCGGUGGGCACGCUGCUGGGGCUGGGAGCGAGCAACAGAGAGUGGCUUGUCGCUAUCGAUGAGGAGGGGAAUUCGGCCUCUGUGGAUGUGCUGACACGCGUGCGAACCGACAAAACGCAAGCCAAGACCCUGUCCCUCCUGCUCGCUCCAUCCCCACCCCCCUCCCACGUGAACCCCCCUCGCUCCCCCCACGUGACCCACCAUCCCCGCCUUCCCGCUGCUGCUCCUUCCCCUUCCUGUGUCUCCCCUUCAGGCGGCAGCUCUGCUUGGGCUUCUGCGACCGUGCCAGGCACAGGGGGGUUAGAGAGGGAGAGCCGCAGCACUGCUGGAGCUACUGCGGUCAUGCCAGGCCCAGGAGGGUUAGAGGGAAGCGGGGGGGUGGCAAGUGGGGGUGGUGGUGCUGGCUUGAUAGAUAUGGGAUGGUGGUCAGAGGGAGGGGCGAUAGCAAGUGCUGGAGCUACUCAGGUCGUGCCAGGCACAGGAGGGUUAGUGGGGGGCUGA